AUGGGUCAAUACGAUCGCAAAGCCAAGUCGCAACCGAAACAUGGGAAAUCCUCAGACAGCGGUGCGUCGAAGGCGCCACCGCCGUUAUCUCACGGCCGCCCGGGCUGGAGUGGGCCUGGUUACCUCCACAAGAGGAAGAAGCCUCAGCGUCCAUCUGCAGCAUCGGAAUCAGCAGAGCCGCGGAGGCUGAAUCACAUCCUCCCGGUGGGACUGGAACAGCUAAUGAUCAACGUCUUCCGCACCACAUUCCCCGCGUGCAACGACUUCGAGGCUCUGAAGCCGAGGCUGCAGGAGAUCAAUCGCGCGCUGCUCUCGAGGGAGUUUGACAUAGCCUUUGGAAAGACCGAAUAUCUGGAGGCGUAUGCGAUCCGUUGGAGCCCCAGCCGUGCGCUGGUGUACGCGCAACUCAUGGCUUGGAUCUGUGGGGAGAUGGCUGAUGACGCUUACGUCCAACGAUUUAUUGGCGGUGACAGCGAUCGUGAGCAGAAGGCAGCCAAGGUUGUAUGUUUCGGGGGUGGCGCAGCUGAAAUCAUGGCUUUCUCGGGUCUUCUUCGUCAUGUGCGACCAUCAGCCGCAGCCGGCAGGCCAGAGUCAUCUCCAAAUUAUGAAGAUACCUCGAAAGACCUACAAACCCUACCAGUUCCAGAGCGUGAAACCUCACCAACACUCCUCAAUAUUGACCUGAUCGACACCGCGGACUGGUCUGUUGUGCUCUCGAAGCUACAUGAAUGUCUCGAGACCCCUCCGACGCUCUCAAAGUAUGCCAGCGCUGCGGCUCGUGCGUCAAAUGCGUCGUUCCUCUCGCCCGGGACUGUUCGUCAUACUUUCUCGCGCGCCAACGUGCUGAGUUAUAGCACGGAAGACCUUCGCGCGGCUAUCGGUCCUGGUCCCGCGCUGCUUACGCUUCUCUUCACCCUGAAUGAGCUUUACGCAGCCUCGAUAUCACAAACUACCUCUUUUCUACUCAGGGUAACGGAGGCUGCUCCCAAGGGGAGCUUAUUGCUUGUGGUGGACAGUCUUGGUGCAUACUCCGAGACCGCUGUCUGCAACAGCAAGGAAGGGGAAGAGAAAAAGAAGUAUCCGAUGAGUUAUCUCAUGAACUACGCCCUUAUCCCAAAACCGAAAAAGGAGGCUGUGGAUGUUGAUUCUGAAGGUGGAGAAGACAAGUCAACUCCUGCAUGGGAAAAGGUCAUUUCUGAGGAUGGCGUCUUGUAUGGGUUGCAACGGGAUCUAGAGUAUCCGGUCAGCCUGGAGAACAUAAGAUUCCAGGCUCACUUAUUCAAACGUGUAUGA
Molecule: messenger RNA, 1293 nt
Organism: Colletotrichum lupini
Lineage: Eukaryota; Fungi; Ascomycota; Sordariomycetes; Glomerellales; Glomerellaceae
Exons: 1
Coding region: 1-1293 (430 amino acids)
Source: RefSeq, a predicted model, not a curated record